AAAGAAAGUAAAGUCUGGGAUUCACAAUAUAAGGGAGAAGAAAAGCCGCAUAUUUCACGAGCUCCCACAUGUGUUUCUUCCUUUCUGAGAUCAGUUCAAGUGGGUAAAUUUCACGGACAAAAUCCCAUUUCAUCACCAACCAAAACACAACCAAAGGUCAUUUUUUUUAUUUUAAAAAGGAAACUCAUCAAACGGUUGUUGUUCUGCCACGUUACCCUCCAUCGACAUCACCGCCUAGCUCGAUCUCAAACUGGGUUUCCUCUGAAACCACGAUAUGAUACUGUGAAAGCUCUUUUUUUUUUGUCUUUUUUUUUGUUGUAGUUUAAGCUUUGUUUUGAGUAAAGAGAAAUGAAUCGAGAAGCAGUAACAGUGGGACCAGGGAUGGAUAUGCCGAUCAUGCAUGACAGCGAUCGUUAUGAGCUGGUUAAGGAUAUCGGUUCUGGGAACUUUGGGGUGGCUCGCCUGAUGAGAGACAAGCAGACUGAUGAGCUCGUUGCAGUUAAGUACAUCGAGAGAGGUGACAAGAUAGACGAAAACGUUCAAAGGGAAAUCAUCAACCACAGGUCGCUAAGGCAUCCGAAUAUCGUCAGGUUCAAAGAGGUAAUAUUAACACCGACACAUCUGGCCAUUGUAAUGGAAUAUGCAUCCGGGGGAGAGCUUUUCGAGCGGAUAUGUAACGCUGGCCGGUUCAGUGAGGAUGAGGCACGCUUCUUCUUUCAACAGCUUAUAUCGGGAGUGAGUUACUGUCAUGCAAUGCAAGUAUGCCAUCGAGACUUGAAACUGGAGAACACAUUACUCGAUGGGAGUCCAGCUCCUCGCUUGAAGAUUUGCGACUUCGGGUAUUCCAAGUCUUCAGUGUUGCAUUCGCAACCGAAAUCAACCGUUGGAACUCCUGCUUAUAUAGCUCCUGAAGUGUUACUGAAGAAAGAAUAUGAUGGAAAGAUUGCAGAUGUCUGGUCUUGUGGUGUAACCUUAUACGUUAUGUUGGUCGGAGCGUAUCCGUUCGAAGACCCCGAGGAUCCUAAGAACUUCCACAAAACAAUUCAUCGAAUUUUAAAUGUCCAGUACUCGAUCCCUGACUACGUUCAUAUAUCGCCCGAGUGCCGUCAUCUGAUCUCGAGAAUCUUUGUGGCUGACCCUGCGAAGAGGAUAUCGAUUCCCGAAAUUCGGAACCACGAGUGGUUUCUAAAGAACCUACCGGCAGACCUCAUGGACGAGAACAGGAUGAACAACCAGUUCGAAGAACCUGAUCAACCGAUGCAAAGUGUCGACGAGAUCAUGCAGAUCAUUUCCGAAGCCACUAUCCCUUCAGCCAAUACAAAUAGUCUCAAUCAGUAUCUGAACGGUAGCCUGGACAUCGACGACGAUAUGGAGGAGGACCUCGACAGCGAUCCCGAGCUUGACAUCGAUAGUAGCGGAGAGAUAAUAUAUGCAUUGUGA
This is a messenger RNA of Hibiscus syriacus, 1440 nucleotides long. RefSeq names its product serine/threonine-protein kinase SRK2E. Gene Ontology annotation, cellular component: nucleus. Lineage: Eukaryota; Viridiplantae; Streptophyta; Magnoliopsida; Malvales; Malvaceae. The transcript has 9 exons. Bases 349 to 1440 code for a protein of 363 amino acids. Gene Ontology annotation, biological process: protein phosphorylation; intracellular signal transduction. The record is from RefSeq and is a predicted model, not a curated record. Gene Ontology annotation, molecular function: ATP binding; protein serine/threonine kinase activity.